Messenger RNA from Sycon ciliatum, 1145 nucleotides. RefSeq lists its product as uncharacterized. The record is from RefSeq and is a predicted model, not a curated record. Gene Ontology annotation, molecular function: rRNA (adenine) methyltransferase activity. The transcript has 2 exons. NCBI's taxonomy places the organism in Eukaryota, Metazoa, Porifera, Calcarea, Leucosolenida, Sycettidae. The coding region runs from base 93 to 869 and encodes 258 amino acids. Gene Ontology annotation, cellular component: nucleolus.
AUAAUAACGAAAACGGUAGAAGACGACCAAAACAAAGUGUGUUCGACUCGGAUGAUGUGAUUCAAUUGUGGUCUUUGUCUCCCUAUCACCCCAUGGGUCGUGGAAAGCGUAAACAUGUGAAGCUGCGUGCACCUGUUACCAGCCAGGGACACAAGAACCACUCGGAUCGAGAAAUCAUUGACAAGGUGCACCAGUUGAACCAGAAGAUUGCAGCUGGAGAAGAUGUGCCUAAAUCUGCUCGUCUGGAAAUUGAGAAGGCGGGUGGUAUAAAUGCUUACCAGGUUGCAUCUCAACGCGGAGAGCGAAAAGCCAAGUAUGGCAACUUUACGUCUGCAGUCUGGGUUACCAAGCAGCUGAAAUCCUGUGGACUCAAGCCGAAAGAUGGGCGACUGCGUCUACUUGAUGUUGGAGCUGUGACGUUGCAGUACGAACCAUUCUCCUCGUGGAUCGAGUGCGAAGCUAUUGACCUGAACCCACAGCACCGUGCUAUAAUUAAAGCCGACGCAACGCAAUACAAGAGUUCACCAUUCAAUGUCAUUGUUCUCAGUCUGGUACUGAACUUCACCGGAGAUGCAGUGGAACGUGGAGCAAUAUUGCGUAACUGUAGACGGUUGCAAGUGGACGGCGGCCACCUGUUUGUCGUGCUGCCACUGAAGUGCUUGAUAAAUUCUCGUUUGUUCACAACUGAGCGGCUGGAUAUGAUUAUGUCCAGUCUUGGGUAUAAGUCACUGCUCUGCCACCAGAGCAAGAAACUCUCUUUCCACAUGUUUGAACUUGCAGCUCCAGACAGGAAGGAGACGUUCUCAAGAAAAACUCUGAAGCGGGGCCCAGGAAUGAACAAAUUUGAAAUAAUCUUAGAGACAUCUUGAACAGAUAUUUUGAAGCAAGCAGUAUUGUCUUCGUCGGAUAUUAUUGCUGACUUAGAAGCGUGCUCUAUUCAACUGUAUAAUCGAGACGCACAGUGUGCAGUGUACAAGUACAUGCACUACCACUAGUUCGGCAAACAUCCGGGAAGCUUUCCCUUAGUAAAACUCAUCUUGAUAUUGUCAAGCGGUGUCAUUUCGUAACUGCAGGCAGUUUCAGCUAUCACUUUUUAAGCUUCUAUUCUGAUCUAGGUUUGCUACAUUACAAUCAUAUUAUGCGCA